UAAGUAAAAACAAGAGAUCCACGGGAACAUUUGAUUGUUAGAAGUGUUGAGGGAGAAGACCAUAUUAACGUUGCAUUGUCGUUACAGAUGGAGUUUACUGAGCUGUAGAAGGUGGCAACUCCUUCCUCAGGAAAUCAGGACAACAUUCUGUUUGUUUUUACAUUAGCCUCUUUCCGUGUGACCUGGUUACUGCUGUUUGGAACAACUGUUGUUAACUAUAAUAUGGACCAGGUAUGUGGUGAACCAUCAGACACAGGUGGCUUCUACAAGGAAUGCAGCACAUUUCCAUUCCCAUCUGAAGCAUAUGUUGGCCCUGAGAUUACACACAAACUUGGAGAAAAGUACUGCAAUGUUUACACAGAGUGGACCUACAGCGAUUUGGAGCGCAUGGAAAAGAUCAAGUUCUGCCGUUCUUAUGUCGUAUUCUAUGAUAACUAUAAAGUUAUGUAUGCUGCCUCAUCUGGGAACUCCACAGAGAUUCGUGGACAGUUGUUAAGCAGUGAAUCUCCUUCAGGCAGCUUGAAAGCUGUACUAACUAAGGUUGAUUUGAAAGGACAGCAGUAUUUAGAGGUUUGGAGGAAGAACAGAAAAGUAACGAAUGUCAACCUGAGUACCUUGGAUAAGCAUGGCAAGAUCUACGAAGAUGAUGAAUUUGGGUGUCUGUCAUGGUCUCAUUCAGAAAAUCGAAUAUUGUAUGUGGCUGAAAAGAAACGUCCUGUUUCAGACUCCUUUUUCCCUAGCAAAUAUCAGGAACCUACAGGUAGCACUGAGAAGAUGGGUGAAAACAUUACCCCAAGAAAACAAGAGAAGCUCCAAAAGGGGGACCAGUUUGUGUUUUAUGAAGACUGGGGUGAGGCCCUAGUGUCUAAAAGCAUCCCUGUUCUGUGUGUGCUGGACCUUGAAAGCAAUAAUAUUUCAGUAUUACAAAGUGUUCCUGAUGAUGUUUCCCCUGGGCAGGCAUUUUGGGCUCCUGGUGACAAUGGAGUUAUUUUUGUUGGAUGGUGGCAUGAGCCUUUUAGACUUGGGCGGAAGUACUGCUCAAAUAGACGGUGGGAGCACAUUAACAUCAUGGAAAUGAGAGCAAUCUUAUUUGUCUUGAGAGCGUUUCUGCAUAUCCUAAAACAAGAAUCCCUGAAGUUGUUCACAGAAAACACUACAGUUCUAUGGGAUAGAAUAACAUUACAGGCCAAUCCUUUGUUCCUUUCAAAGGUGGUGUCAGUAUCUAACAUCAAUCAGAAAACUAAUUUGACAGUUUUCUUUCCUAAGUUUGCAAACAAAGAAAUGUUGUCAUCAGAUACGAAUGCUGUUUGGUCUCCUCGUCUUAGCCCUGACAAGACCUGCAUUGCCUAUCUAGAGGAAGGGGUGUUUGGACCCCAUCGUCAGUGUGCAAAACUCUGUAUGUACAACUGGAAUACGAAGGUAUGCACAACAGUCCUGGAUAUCGUUCACCAUCCUAAGGAAGAUGAGUUUACUGGGAUUUACUGCAAUGCUCUGCCACCAUCCUGUUGGUCUGCAGAUAGUCAGAGAGUGGUUUUUAGCACUCCACAGAGGAGCAGAAAGGAAAUAUUUGCAGUGGAUAUGAAAACAGGAAUUCCAAGUUCUCUUACAGCAGGUAUGUUUGAUAUAUUACUAUGUAGAGAGGGAUCGUCUGAGGGUAGUUGGACAUUACUGUCCAUUCAAUGCGAUCUUUUGGUGGCCAGCUCUUCUUCUCCAAACUGUCCUCCCAAUCUGAAAAUUGGAUUCCUGUGCCCUUCAGGAAAAGAGCAAAAUAUCAAAUGGGUAAUGUUGGAAAAUUCUGAACCAGUGUCUACAUUUGAGUGGAAUAUCCUGUCCAUCACUUCACCAACAGUACAGCUGAACCCCAGGUUUCCCUGUUUGGAUUAUGAAGUUAUUCUUCUCAAGCCAAAGACUGCCAGAGAAUGUAAUAAGUUUCCAUUUGUGGUAUGGCCUCAUGGAGGCCCACAUUCUGUGUUUGUGUCCGAGUGGUCAUUUUUCCCUGCUCUACUUUGUCAACUGGGUUUUGCUGUCCUGUUAGUGAACUACAGAGGAUCAUUGGGAUUUGGACAGAACAGCAUCAUGUCAUUGAUUGGGAAUGUUGGAGAGCAGGACGUAAAAGAUGUGCAGAAUGCAGUGAUGCAUUUAAUACAAGAGCAGCCCUUAGACCCUGUUAAAGCAGCAUUGGUGGGUAAAUCACACGGAGGAUUCAUCUGCUGUCAUCUGAUUGGCCAGUUUCCAGAUUUCUACAAAGCCUGUGCAGUUAUGAACCCUCUUGUUAAUUUAGUUUCUACCCUGGGCAUCACAGACAUAACGGACUGGCGUUAUGAGGAGGUGGGGUUGAGUUUUCAGUUUAAUCGCCUUCCUUCACCUGAAGUCUUAAAAACAAUGCUGGAAAAGUCCCCAAUUCUGUUUGCACCUCAGGUAAAAACUCCAGUUUUACUAAUGGUGGGUGAGAAGGAUAAGCGAGUUCCUCCACAGCAAGGAAUGGAAUACUUUCGUGCUCUGAAAGUCCAUGGGGUUUCAGUACGAUUACUUUUAUAUCCAGAUACUAACCAUUCUUUGUCGAAUCUAGUGGCUGAGUCUGAUAGCUUCAUGAACGUUGCCCUUUGGAUUAUAAAGCAUCUGAAAAAGUGACUUCAUCAGGAUUAUAAAGCAUCAGGACAAGUCACUUCGUCUGGUUUCUAUGAAUGAAGAAUCUGGCGGAUUGGAAGUUGUAAUGCAUUCUGUAAAGUGGCUAGUUUAUGCCAAGGAAUUCUUUUUACAGAAUAAUAGUAAAUUAAAAGGCUAAACAUAUAUAUAUCUGUUUGUGUGUGUGUGUGUGUGUGUGUGUGUGUGUGUGUGUAUAUAUAUAUAUAUAUAUAUAUAUUACAUGAUGAUCUUCAGUGCAAGUAUGUAAAGUUGUAAAGUUCUAUCUCUUUUUGUAUGGCAUAGUUCUUAAGAAAAUAUUGAUAUUUAUUCUAGAAGUUUGUUCUGACAAAAAUACCUAUUUUAUUUUCACUGCUUGAUAAAUGAUAAUGAUAAAAUAUCUAAUAUUACAUUGUAUAUUACAAAACAAAAUCUGUUUUUGAAACAUUUGUUGCCUUUGAGUAAGCUUUUACAGUAAUAGUGCCUUAAGUCAGGUUCAUUUUAUAUUCGUAUGUAACAAUUUUACAAAUUCUUGAAUGGCAUUAGCAGCAGUGUUUGAAAACAUACAUAUCGUGUUUUACUAUGGAUAGGGUAACAUACAGAGGUUUGACAAGAUUAGUUACUUCCAUGGCUAGUAAUCAAAGGAGUAAAAACAUCACUGAAUAUUAUCAAAAAUGACUUGGGAAAUCUAAACAGGCUUAAGAUAUGAUUCACUCAACAUAUGGAUAAGUUAUGUAGGGAAUCUUCUAAAACAGUGGCUAGGGUGCCACAGUUUAUCUCAGUAGACUCUGAAACUUCUGCACUUCCCCAACACCUUAAUCAAAAAUACAGUAGAAUAUUCUAUUGCCCUAUGGACACUCUGAACAGAUGAAAAGAUUAGAAAAAAUGCAAAAGCUGUAUACCAGAAGUGAAGGACUUGAGUGCAUACAACUAUAAGGAUAAGUUAAAAUUAUUAGGGGUAUAUUCUGCUAUGUAAGCAGGAUAAGUGAUGGCUUGAUGUUAAUAUUUAUGGCUUUUCAAGAUGAGUACUUUCUUUACUGUGUAUGAUUGAAAGCUUAUUGGACUAGAAAUAAAUAAAGGAGAAGAGAUGAAGGUUACAUAAAAUGCAUGCAUUACUAAACUUUAAAAAGCACUGGUACAGUCAGACAGUUGCAGAUACUUCAGAUAAACUGUCUUGUGUUGCAAAAUUUUGUAAAGAUAAGGAAAAAAUUCAAAAAUUAAAUGGAUAGUAUGAGACUUAAAAUUAAGUUCUAGUGAUGACUGCAUAGGUAAAGGAAGGGAAAUUCCUUAAUACCCAUAUUUUUGGUUUUCAGUUUUAUUUUGAAAGGAGAGGAGUGUUGUUCAAACUCUGAACUUUAUUUUGUACACAUAGGCCACCAACCCUUUCUAACUAGUCACUUACCCACCUGAAGUACUCAGGGAGGGGAAUUAUUCAUGCUUUCUAGUUAAUUUUCCUAAUGGAAGGAAGAGCGAGUCCCCUUAUCUAUUCUUUUAACCAGUACUUUCACUCCAGUUUUGUUGACAGUGUAUUUUACAAUAUGUAAACUUGUCUUCACAAGGUUGAUUCAUAUAGUUUAUGUUUAGAAUGGAGCUUAUUUAGUUUUGGUUACUUUGAUAGUUUGUAACUUUCUGAUGCUCUAUUUGUAUUAUUAAUCUGAAAACAAUAACUUGUCUUUAAGUUACAAGUUAUAUACUGUUGCCAUUGUUUCAGAUUAAUAUUUUGUAACAUUUAAACCUGUCACACAAUGCUGAGUUACUUUUUCAUGUUUAACACAGUGCCUUCAAAUCUAAGAUCCAUGGUGCAAGUCCACCGUGUUUUACAUUCAUGAUUGUGAGAACCUUCUAAUUACAGAGCAUAAGAAUGAUACCUUCUAUUGUUAUAUUUGGAUUAGUGAUGUUCCUUUGUUGUGCCAGUCUAAUGUUUUUGUACAAUCAGUAAAUUAAGAGGUUGGUAACAGUUAUUAACUUAUUUGUUAUGCCACUACCCAUUAUGUUAAUAAUCACCUGGGUAUUUUAGGCAAUUAUAUAAUUUUCAGAGCUGAAACAUGCUUGUGCAUAAUUUUGUACUGAAAUGUCCUAUGUUUUGCAAGUUUCCACUGUUUUUUUAAUACUUUACAUAAUUUAAUACAGUCUUGCCAGUUCAGAUGAAAGAAAACUUUACAUUACUUUGUACAGUCUAGCUUAUUGUAAAAUUUAGAUAUUGUUUUGUACUUCAGAUCAAGUUAUGAUUUCUUCCUUGUAACUUUGUUUCAAAGAGACUUAAAAAGCAAAAAGAAUCUAUGUGUCUUACAACUGUCAGUAAAGAAGCUAAUUUUUAUUCAUAAUUACUACUAGAAAACCAAGUCUUUAUUUAUUUAUUUUUUUUAAUUUUACAUUUGUUUACCGGGAAAGUCCGACUGGAACAAGGUCCAUUUACA
Molecule: messenger RNA, 5039 nt
Organism: Protopterus annectens (West African lungfish)
Lineage: Eukaryota; Metazoa; Chordata; Ceratodontiformes; Protopteridae
Product: acylamino-acid-releasing enzyme-like
Exons: 23
Coding region: 223-2631 (802 amino acids)
Biological process (GO): proteolysis
Molecular function (GO): serine-type endopeptidase activity
Source: RefSeq, a predicted model, not a curated record